Messenger RNA from Psammomys obesus (fat sand rat), 3367 nucleotides. It is a transcript of the gene Mdfic, whose product is annotated as MyoD family inhibitor domain containing. The record is from RefSeq and is a predicted model, not a curated record. Bases 281 to 1024 code for a protein of 247 amino acids. Lineage: Eukaryota; Metazoa; Chordata; Mammalia; Rodentia; Muridae. The transcript has 5 exons.
GGAGGGGGCGGAGCCGGCGCUGGCGGCUGACACCGUCGUUGUCACAGCGGCGUCUGGCCCGAGCCGGGGGGCGGCGGGACGCGAUGCGGCCGCGGCCCGAGCCUCGCUGACAACCUCGGGCGGGCGGAAGGCACCGGGAGCAGCCCGCGGGGAGCGUUGGCGGGGUUGGGGGGGGGAUGCCGAGAAGCAGGCCGGACCCUGCACCCAGCACCUGAGCAGCCGGGGUCGGUGCGCCCGGCGGGCGGCGGCAGGCGGCGGAGGCGGGCGCGGAGCGCGGCCCAUGUCCGGCGCGGGCGAAGCCCUCGCUCCCGGGCCCGCGGGGCAGCAGUGCUCGGCCGAGGAGGGCGGCGGCCGGCGGGGCUCCCCGGUCCGCGAAAAAUGUAAUGAGGACAGUACUGAGAAAGAUGUAAGUCCAGCUACCAGUAGCCACUCCAGGUGUGGGCUGAUGCGGGACCAGUCCAUUUGGAGAACCCCUUCAGAUGGUGAACUCAUCAGAACCCAACCUGAGCGCCUGCCUCAACUGCAGAUCUCAGCACAGGAACCCAUCAAGGAGGAAACAUGCAAGAUGAAGAAUGGCGGCCACACAGGUCUGAGCAACGGGAAUGGAAUUCAUCACGGAGCCAAACAUUCAUCCACAGAUAAUCAUAAGAUGGCAGCUCCUGUUUCUCAGAAAAUGCAUAGAAAAAUCCAGUCCAGCUUGUCUGUAAACAAUGAUGUCAGUAAGAAGAGUAAAGUCAGUGCUGUCUUUUCGCAAAAGUCAGCUUCCUCACCAGAAGACUGCUGUGUCCAUUGCAUCCUGGCGUGCUUGUUCUGUGAAUUCCUGACCCUCUGCAACAUUGUCCUGGGACAAGCCGCAUGUGGCAUCUGUACCUCUGAAGCCUGCUGCUGCUGCUGUGGCGACGAGAUGGGCGAUGACUGUAACUGCCCUUGUGACAUGGACUGUGGCAUCAUGGAUGCCUGUUGUGAAUCCUCAGACUGUUUAGAAAUCUGUAUGGAAUGCUGUGGCAUCUGUUUCCCUUCCUAAAGAUUCAUCUUUUGUUUGUAUUAAAACUGGAGACCAUUUUACAAUAGUUCUGGUAGGAAAGAAAAGCACAUGGUAAGAUUCUCAUGAAGCGACUCAGUAUUUGCACUGUUUAACUCAUUAUUUUGUAAGUAAUCUCUGAAAUUCUUCCUCUUUCACAAGAUCUAUGUGGUUUAAUAUGUGAAGUUUUAACUAAUUGGUUUUUGGAGUUUCUUUAUACAUGAUAACAAUUGGAAGACAUUUUGACACACACACACAUACCUUAAAAUGUUAAAUGUCUUCUUUCUGUUGACAUGUCUGUUUCUUGUAACCAUUUCUCACCAACUCUUUGGUCUAAAUACAACAUUGCUCGGUAUGUAUUUAAGCCAGAUCGCUUAUGUCUGCUGUUUAUCUAUUGGAGGUUAAAAGUGAGCAUCUUUUUAUUCUAACUAAGCAUGGCAUUGGGCAGGGCCAUUCGCAGACGUGGGAUGGUCCGUGUUGGUGUCCUUUGUGAAAUUUCCACCUCUGGGGUUCUGCCCAGAGCACACUGAGGACAUCCUGCUCUCAUCUAGCGCAGCCUGCAGCUUCAUGGAGGAGAGCAGGACAGGAGCUUUAAGGAAGGAACUCGGUAUCAAGUCAUGCUGGCAUCAGGGCAGUACAGGCAAGAUGCUAUCGAAGCGAAUAGCAGGUUAUUGAGGAAGGCUUGACGGAGGGCUUGGCAUUGCGGAUGCCUUAGGGUGAGCUACUUAAACUUAGGGAAAAGUUUAGGGUAGAGGGCCUGAACUGUCUGUGCUCUGAACAAGUGAAAAGAAUGUGCCUUCCUUUGAACAUUGCAGCAACAUAGCUUUCUUAGAACUAUAAAAUCUGAACUAAUGCAAAUAUGCACUUUCCUACACAUAAUUUAAAUGUUAUAAAUUUUAAUGAAAACAUAAUACCUUGUUAACAUAAUGAUAUUUUACCAAAAAAAAAGUAGAACACUUUUUUAACAACUUUCAUUUAAAUGAGCUUUUUUUUUUAAGAUUAAAAAAAAAAAAAACAAAAAACAAAAAAAAAAAAAAACAAAAAACAAAAAACGAGUAUUCUGGUUUGGGGUUUUUCCAAAGCUGGCUUAUGUUUUGAAAGAUUCAGUUCUUUAUGUAGGGGUGGUGUGCGGUGAGGGAGGGGUUUAUUUAUUUUUAUUGGCUUAAAAUAAAAGCCAAUAAAGCUAUAGUCAUAGCCUUGUUGUAUUUCAUAGUAUGUAAGUUUUGGAUCCACUACAGGAAGAGCUCAGAUGUCCUGCACCGUCACCAGAUAUCAGUAUUCCAAGUGUGUGCUAAGUUAUGGCAACAUGGCACAUUAGAAGGAUAGUAAAUAUAUAAAGAAAUAAAUUUGGGGUGAGACUGAUUAGAUAGCGAAGGAGUCAGCUCGCGUGGAAGGGAGUUUGGUUUCACACACAUCCUCCCAUGAGUUUUUUUCUCUCUCCAGAUUUAAAAUUUGGUUGCACUAACUAAUUCCUUGUAAGCUCCUGAAAGUAUGUUUGGGUGAUGUUAUUUUUUUCAGUUCCGGAUGAAAUUCAUAUCGUUAGAAAUAAUGCAUUUUUAGAAGCCUUUAGCCAGCCUAUACUUUUAGGAGACCUGAAUAUUUUUUUUAACAUUAAGAAUGAGAAGGUCACCUAUGUUUUUCCUUCAAAAAAGCCUAGCUUAUAAUUAAAUUAUUACUUUAAAUAUUCGUUGAAAAAAUCAAGUGAGUUUCCUUUCUAGUACCAUUUACGCAUGCAUACACUUUAAAUGCAAUGCUAACAUACAGCUGCCUUCCUCUUCUGUCUUUUAAAUAGCAACUUUCAUUUGUUAUGUCAAAUAUAGUGGGGACCUUAAUAUUUCCAUAUACCCAAUGCUAUUUUGUGCUUGUAUCAUAGGAUGAAGAAGAGCACAUGUUUAUAAGCCUCCUAAUGAUGGUUAGAACAUUUGACUUGCUAUCCUGUAAAACUGUUUAACCAGAGGCUUGUCUGAUGCUUGAGUAUAUCCUGCUAUGAUUUGCAAUGAAAAUGUUAGUGCAUUUGAAAUGUUUUUCUGUAAUUGAGAGCAUUCGUGAAUACCAGAAUUUAAUUUCCAUACUUUUCCGUGUAGGACUUUUCUUCCGCACUCUACUCCAGGCAAGCCAUUCCUUAAGGCAUCUUGUAUAAUUCAAAAGAAAAAUAGGCAAAUGUGAAAACAGUUUCAACAUAUUUUAGAAUUUUGGUAUGUAAAGUGUUUUGUUGAAUCUUAUGGCCGUCAAGACUAAUUGCUAUGGUUUACAGCUAGACAUUCAGUCUCUUUUUAAAUGUGGCAUAUUUUCAAACUGGAGCUGUAUUAUUCUGGCUGCUUUAAAAUUAAAAACAUGACUCCUUUA